Molecule: messenger RNA, 3372 nt
Organism: Hansenula ciferrii
Lineage: Eukaryota; Fungi; Ascomycota; Saccharomycetes; Phaffomycetales; Wickerhamomycetaceae
Gene: RSE1
Product: U2 snRNP complex subunit RSE1
Exons: 1
Coding region: 1-3372 (1123 amino acids)
Biological process (GO): mRNA splicing, via spliceosome
Cellular component (GO): U2 snRNP; nucleus
Molecular function (GO): protein binding; U2 snRNA binding
Source: RefSeq, a predicted model, not a curated record
AUGUCUAUUGAAUCACCACUACACUUGUACAAUCUAACCCUUCAAAGACAAUCAAAUUCUUUAAAAUCAUGUGUUGGUAAUUUUAGUGGUAAAAAAACUCAAGAAAUUAUAACUGCAACUUCAAAUUCUUUAAUUGUUUAUAAACCAAAUGUUGAAACUGGUAAAUUGGUUAAUUUAUUAAAUGUUCAAAUAUUUGCUAUCAUUAGAUCUAUGGAAAAUUUUAAAAUUGCAGGUUCUGGAAAAGAUUAUUUAGCUAUAACUUCAGAUUCUGGUAAUUUUUCAAUAUUAGAAUUAGAUUUAAACAAUGGGAAAUUUAAUACACUGUUUAAUGAACCUUAUCAUAAAUCUGGUAUAAGGAGAUUAUCACCAGGUCAAGAUCUUGCAGUAGAUCCAAAGGGGAGAGCCAUAUUAGCUACUGCAAUAGAGAAGAAUAAACUUUGUUAUGUUUUCAAUAGAGAUUUAGAUAAUAAUUUAACUAUAUCUUCACCUUUAGAAGCAAAUAGAUCCAAGAUUUUAACUUUAACUUCAAUUGGUUUAGAUGUUGGUUAUGAAAACCCCGUAUUUGCCACUAUAGAAAUUGAUUAUUCAAAUUAUGAAUAUAUUGAAAAUUUAACUGAAGUGGAAAGAUUUUUAACAUUUUAUGAAUUAGAUUUAGGUUUAAAUCAUAUAGUUAGAAGGAAAACUGAAAAAAUUCAUGAUUCUUCGAAUUUAUUAUUACAAGUUCCUGGUGGUAAUGAUGGACCAUCUGGUGUUUUAGUAUGUUCUAAAAAUUUAAUUUCAUAUAGAAAUUUAAUUGGUGAUAAAGUUUCUAUAAAUAUACCCAAACUAGAAAAUUCAUCAAAUCAGGAUUCAUUUAUAGUGGCUGGUGUUGUUCAUAAGAUGAAGAAUCAAUUUUUCUUUAUAGUACAAACUAAUCAUGGUGAUUUAUUUAAAAUUGAAUUAUUAGAAGAAGGUUCAAUAACUAUAAGUUAUUUUGAUACAAUUCCAUUAGCUUCAUCAAUUAUAAUUUUAAGAUCUGGGUUUUUGUAUUGUGAUAGUGAAUAUGGAUCAAAAUUUUUUUAUCAAUUUGAAAAAUUAGGUUCUGAAUCACCAUUUAUUUCUUCUAAUGAUGAACCAAUUGAAGAAUUAACAUUUGAAAGAACUGAAGAAUUGGAUAAUUUAUUAUUAGUUGAUGUUUUGGAUUCAUUGAAUCCUUUAAUCGACUCUAAAUUAGUUAAUGAUGAUGCUUUUACCAAAAUCUAUUCAUUAUCAGGUGUUAAAGAUUCUUCAUCUUUAAAAAUUUUACAAUAUGGUUUAAGUAUAAAUGAAAUUGUUGAAAGUGAUUUACCAGGGAUUGCAAAUAAAGUUUGGACAACUAAAUUAAACAAAAAUGAUGAAUUUGAUAAAUAUUUAGUUAUAUCAUUUAUGGAUACUACUUUAGUACUUUCAAUUGGUGAAAAUGUUGAAGAAAUUACAGAUUCUGGAUUAGCUUUAAAUGAAGAAACUAUUGGUAUACAACAAAUUGGUAUAAAUUCAUUAGUUCAAAUCCAUUCGAAUGGGAUUAGAAACAUUAAAAAUGGUGAAUUAAUUAAUGAAUGGCAACCUCCUGCAGGUAUUAAGAUCUUAACAACAUCAACAACAAAUCGUCAAAUUGCAAUUGGUUUAUCAAAUGAUGAAUUAGUUUAUUUUGAAGUUGAUGAUAGAGAUCGUUUAAUUGAAUAUAAUGAACGUAAAGAAUUAACUUCAAGAAUUGUUUCAUUAUCAUUAGGUGAUAUACCCGAAGGUAGAUUAAGAUCUCCAUUUUUAAUUGUUGGUUGUCAAGAUUCUACAAUAAGAGUAUUAUCAACAGAUCCGGGUUCAACUUUAGAAUUAUUAUCAUUACAAGCUUUAAGUUCAAUUCCUUUUGAUAUCUUAACAUUAUCUAUGAAUAAUCAAUUAUUUGUUAAUAUUGGAUUAGAAAAUGGGGUUUAUGUACGUACAUUAAUUGAUGAACAAAAUGGUCAAUUAUCUGAUACAAGAAUUAAAUAUUUAGGUAAUAAACCUGUUUCAUUAAGUAAAAUUUCAAUAUCUGGUGUUAAUGUUGUAUUAGCAUUUUCUAAUAAGACAUGGAUUGUUCAUGAAACUAAAAAUUCAACAUUUAAGAUUAAUUCAUUAUUAAUAAAUCCAUUAAAAUUUGGAUUUAUGUUUAAUAGUGAAGAUUGUAUUGAUGGUAUUGUUGGUGUUUAUAAAAAAAAUUUAAUAAUUUUCACAAUUGAUGAUUUAGAUAAUGAUUUUAAUAUAAAUUCAAUUCAAUUAAAGACAACACCAAAAAAUUUAUUGAAAAAUAAUCAAGAUAUUUUCAUUACACAAAAUUCAUCAUCUUUGGGGUUUAUUGAAAAAUUUGAUCAAGAAUUAGAAUUAAAUAAAUCUAUACAAUUAUCAGAAUCAGAAACUAUUAUAACUUCCACAAUUGUUAAAUUUGAAUCUAAAUCAACUUCAUAUUUGUUAGUUUCAAUUUCUAAAAAACAUGAUAAUGGUUCAAAUGAAUUCUUCAUCAAUACAUAUGAUUUAGAAUUAAACUUGAUACAUAUAACCAAGAUCUCAGAUAUUGCAUAUGCUAUAACAGAAUUCCAAGGGAAAGUUCUUAUAGGUAUUUCAAAUCAUUUACGUUUAUUUGAUAUGGGGUUAAAACAAUUAUUAAGCAAGGCAAAUUCUAAGAUUGAUACCAUAUCAAAAAUUGUUAAAAUUGAAACUCAAGGUUAUAGAGUCGUUGUGGGGGAUAUUAGAGAAUCAAUAACUUUCUUGGUUUAUAAACCUAAAAGUAAUGAAUUUUUAACUUUUACAGAUGAUAUUUUACCACGUCAUAUAACAAGUAUAAAGAUGUUAGAUUAUAAUACAGUUAUUGGUGGUGAUAAAUUUGGGAAUUUAUUUAUAUUAAGAGCUAGUGAAGAAUCUUCAAAAAUAAGUGAUACAAAUUCAACUUUUUUAAUUACAAAGGAUAAAUUUUUAAAUGGUGCACCUUUUAAAUUAAUGAAUUUAUGUAAUUUUUUCAUUGAAGAUAUACCAACUUCUUUUGCAAAAGGUUCAUUUACAAUUGGUGGUAAAGAUCUUAUCAUAUAUACUGGAUUACAAGGUACAGUAGGGGCAUUAAUCCCAUUAUUAACAAAAUCAGAUAUUAAAUUUUUUAUAAAUUUAGAAAAACAAAUGAGAUUGCAUAAACCUGAUUUAUUAGGUCGUAUGAAUUUAAAAUAUAGAGGUUAUUAUCAACCAGUUAAAAAUGUUAUUGAUGGUGAUUUAAUUGAAUUAUUUAAUACAUUAUCUGAAUCAACUAAAGUUGAAAUUUCAAAUGAAUUAGAUAAAACACCAAGAGAAAUUUCUAAAAAAAUUGAUGAAAUUAGAUUUACUUCAAUCUAA